Macadamia integrifolia is the source of this 1884-nucleotide messenger RNA. Its product is annotated as geraniol 8-hydroxylase-like. The record is from RefSeq and is a predicted model, not a curated record. Lineage: Eukaryota; Viridiplantae; Streptophyta; Magnoliopsida; Proteales; Proteaceae. The transcript is spliced from 2 exons. Gene Ontology annotation, molecular function: oxidoreductase activity, acting on paired donors, with incorporation or reduction of molecular oxygen; monooxygenase activity; iron ion binding. The coding region runs from base 275 to 1783 and encodes 502 amino acids.
GUAUCUUGUUGGUGCUGUGGAGUCUGCGGCGAUGGAUCUCUGCCCUCAGCACGAGUCACAAGAGGCUCCCACCAGGCCCCGUCCCUCUACCCAUCGUUGGGAGCCCCAUCGAACUCGGAAACAAACCCAAUGAGUUGCUCGCAAGACUCGCUCAGACCUAUGGCCCACUCAUGACUCUUCCAUUAUCUGGCCAUGAUAUUUAUAGGCUUAUCAUCAAAAAGGUUGAAGUGCCAAAACCGAAGGCUUGCACACAGACAGAGAGAGAGAGAGAGAGAUGGACUUCUACACCCUGGUGUUAGGUAUCUUGUUGGUGCUGUGGAGUCUGCGGGGAUGGAUCUCCGCCCUCAGCACGAGCCACAAGAGGCUCCCACCAGGCCCCGUCCCUCUACCCAUCGUUGGGAGCCUCAUCGAACUCGGCAACAAACCCAAUGAGUCGCUCGCAAGACUCGCUCAGACCUAUGGCCCACUCAUGACUCUGAAGCUCGGUCGUGUAACGACCGUCGUUGUUUCUUCUGCCACAAUGGCCAAAGAGGUCCUCCAGACACACGAUCAAGCCUUCGCCGGUCGAACCGUCUUGGAUUCCGUUAGGGUGCUGAACCACCAUCUGGCGUCCAUGGUUUUUCUUCCUCCCUCCUCCCAGUGGCGAAACCUCCGUAAGCUCUGCAACAAUCAAAUUUUCACUACACAGAGACUCCACGCCAGCGAAUCCCUGCGGCGCCAGAAGGUACGGGAGCUCCUUGCUCAUGUUCGCGAAAGUGCCCAGAUGGGUAGAGCUGUUGAUAUUGGUCAGGCCGCAUUCACCACCACCCUUAACUUGCUAUCAAACACCAUCUUCUCCCUCGACGUGGCACGUCUAGACUCUGAGACCGCAAAGGAGUUCAAAGCAGUGGUGUGGGGAGUGUUGGAAGAGUCAGGAAAACCAAACCUUUCGGAUUAUUUCCCUCUGUUGAGACCAUUUGAUCCCCAAGGUAUAAGGCGCCGUUCGAAAAUUUAUUUUGGUAUACUAUACAAGAUGUUCGAGGAAAUGAUAGACAAAAGAUUGAAGACCAGAGCUUCACUUCAUUCUCUUCCCAAUAAUGAUCUACUAGACGCCCUGCUCGAUCAAUUCCAAGACAACAGUUCGGAGUUCGGCCGUUCCGAUAUCAAAUCGUUGCUUGGGGACCUAUUUAUAGCAGGAACUGACACGACCUCUACCACUAUAGAAUGGGCCAUGGCGGAGCUAAUCCAUAAUCCAGACUCAAUGGCGAAGGUUCAAUCGGAGCUUCAAGAAAACGUUGAUGAGGGUAAACCAGUAGAGGAGACUGAUGCCGCUCGGCUCCCUUAUUUAGAAGCGGUGGUGAAGGAGACCUUGAGGCUACAUCCACCAGUUCCGCUCUUAAUCCCUCACAGAGCCGAAACUGAAGUGGAGAUCUGUGGGUUCACUGUGCCGAAGGAUACGCAAGUGCUGGUGAACGCGUGGGCUAUUGAGCGAGAUCCUAGCAUUUGGAAGAACCCGGAUUCGUUCUUUCCUGAGAGGUUCUUGGGAUUGUCGGGAAUUGAUGUCAGAGGCCGACACUUUGAGCUCAUACCAUUUGGAGCUGGCAGAAGGAUCUGUCCGGGGAUGCCACUUGCGUUGCGGAUGUUGCACCUGAUGUUGGCUUCACUUCUGCAAUCGUUUGAUUGGAAGAUUGAAGGUGGGACGAACCCCAAGGACAUGGACAUGGCGGAUAAGUUUGGGAUCACCUUGCAGAAAGCUCUGCCCCUUAGAGCCAUACCACUUGAAGCGAUGAGGUCUCGAGGGUAAUUUACUUUUUUUUUUUUUAUUAUUAUUAUUUUUUAAUCCAAAUACUAUUGGGAUCCGGAAACCCUAAAAUUAUGGUAAUCGCAUGACGAGAACCUUCACUA